Molecule: messenger RNA, 712 nt
Organism: Carassius auratus (goldfish)
Lineage: Eukaryota; Metazoa; Chordata; Actinopteri; Cypriniformes; Cyprinidae
Product: telomere repeats-binding bouquet formation protein 2-like
Exons: 4
Coding region: 1-312 (103 amino acids)
Biological process (GO): meiotic attachment of telomere to nuclear envelope; homologous chromosome pairing at meiosis
Cellular component (GO): nuclear inner membrane
Source: RefSeq, a predicted model, not a curated record
AUGCCUCUUUCUGAAGACACUAAAAGGAUAUAUGAAAGUGAAGAUUAUUUAAAGAACAGGGCAGCGGUUUUCCACAGCAAUUUUGUGUCAACAGGUAAACCUGGCCAGGGUGUAAAAUCUGUGCCUGUCGGCCACUAUGUGCUGCCCCACGACUCUAUCCAGAACGUGAGUGAAGAACAAAUAAGUACUGAAGAGUCUGAAGAGAGCCUAUCUGAUAAGACUGAGGAUCAAACAGUGAGAGAGAAGAACAGGAUGGGAACUAAGAAUGACACAAACUUCAGUCUGGAACCAGCCCACAAAGACCUGAGAUGACCGAACACCUGAGAGGAGAUGAGGCAAACUCCUCAGAGGAUGCCAACCCUGAAACAACAUACAGAACUACCAAAUUCUCCUAUACGUUUGAUCACAACAUAUAAUCAUUGUUGUUAAUAGUGUUCAGUUUGUUUUGACUGUGAAUACGUCAUUGACUCACUGCAUGAUUUUAUUCAGUACAUAUCUGCCAUAUGGACAUCACCAUGACAAGGCUUUGCUUUGUUCUUAAACCUUUGCUAACCGAGCCUUUACAAAUGAUAUCCCAUGCUUGAUGUAACAUUUGAGCUACUUUAAGCACAGUAUAUAUAAACUUUUUAAUUAUGUUCGUGUGUUUUUGUGUUCUUAUCCGAUUCUUGAACGCUCAUGAAAAAAGGUUGUAGUGUAUUUUAAAACCUCUAGG